Molecule: messenger RNA, 1407 nt
Organism: Fukomys damarensis (Damara mole-rat)
Lineage: Eukaryota; Metazoa; Chordata; Mammalia; Rodentia; Bathyergidae
Product: tryptase beta-2
Exons: 8
Coding region: 359-1198 (279 amino acids)
Biological process (GO): proteolysis
Molecular function (GO): serine-type endopeptidase activity
Source: RefSeq, a predicted model, not a curated record
AGCACCAACCGGGCGGAGGGCAGUUACCGGCUGCGCGACAAGACAACGCCGCUGUAGGUGGAGCAGCCCAGCCCUGCCCCGCUGAGUGGACUGCAGCGCGCCCCCUCUGGCGGAGACCUGGUUCAGAACAACAGGGCCCCUUCCUGGCCAGAGCACUUGGUACUGCUCCCUCCGAGGCUGAUUCUUCCUCUGACAAGGAGGCCUCAUAUGACUGUUCUCCUGAAGCGAGGCGAGGAUAGCUGAGCCCUGCUCUGGAGACUCAGAGGACUUCGGGAAACACACAGAGUGCGGGAACGUGUAGUCCCCAGUUGCCACUGUGCCUGCAGUUCUUUGGUGAGACAUCUUCGCUCCUGACUGGAUGCUGAGCCAGAUGCUGAGCCUGCUGGUGCUGGCACUGCCUUUGCUGUCUGGUCCGGUCCACGCAGUCCCUGCCCCAGGCCUGGCCCUGGAGCGAGCAGGCAUUGUGGGGGGCCAGGACGCCCCUGGCAGCAAGUGGCCAUGGCAGGUGAGCCUGAGGGUCAACAACAACUUCUGGAUGCAUUUCUGCGGAGGAUCACUCAUCCACCCCCAGUGGGUGCUGACUGCAGCUCACUGUGUGGGACCGCACAUUAUGAGCCCUGAAUUCUUGCGGGUACAGCUCCGAGAGCAACACCUUUAUUACCAAGACCACCUGCUGCCCAUUAGCCGGGUCAUUACACACCCUGACUACUACGAGGUCCAGACUGGUGCAGACAUUGCCCUGCUGGAGCUGGAGGACCCUGUGAAUGUCUCCAGCCACAUCCACCCCAUCUCUCUGCCUCCUGCCUCCGAGACCUUCCCCUCAGGGACGCUGUGCUGGGUGACGGGCUGGGGUGAUGUGGACAGUGGUGAGCCGCUCCCGCCCCCAUUUCCCCUGAAACAGGUGAAGGUCCCCAUAGUGGAAAAUCACCUCUGUGAUGCCAAGUACCACAUUGGCCUCUCCACGGGGGACCACGUUCACAUCGUCCGCGAGGACAUGCUGUGUGCUGGGAAUAGCCGAAGAGACUCCUGCCAGGGUGACUCCGGAGGGCCACUGGUCUGCAAGGUGAGGGGCACCUGGCUGCAGGCGGGCGUGGUCAGCUGGGGUGAAGGCUGUGCUCAGCCCAACCGGCCUGGCAUCUACACCCGUGUGACCCAUUACCUGGACUGGAUCCACCGCUAUGUCCCCAAGGACGCCUGAGCUGGCUUGGCUGGGCUGCCCCUGCAUCAAGGGAGAAGAGGCCCCUCUCGCCACCAGCAGGCUGCCUCCUGCCCAGCUGAACCCCACCCAGUCUUCCCUGCUUGCCCCGAGCCCCCUCCCCUGUCUGGAGUCCCUGGCCCUCACACCCUUCCCCUAUUUGGGUAGCUGAUGCGCACCCUCCUGGCAGCUGUGUCUCAUUAAAAUGCAUG